Messenger RNA from Caenorhabditis bovis, 1068 nucleotides. The record is from the annotation of a GenBank genome assembly. Lineage: Eukaryota; Metazoa; Nematoda; Chromadorea; Rhabditida; Rhabditidae.
AUGCGGCUGACCGUGCAGAAUCUCGCCGUCCACAUCGGAUUCAUCCUAUCAUGCGUCUUCAAUAUUUUUCUCAUCUACAUGAUCCGCAAAAAGACGAGCAAACAAUUAGGCACCUAUAAAUAUCUGAUGUUAUCAUUUUCAAUGUUUGAAAUGAUGUUCUCAACAAUCGAUAUUCUAAAUCAACCGACCAUCUAUGUGAACAACGGGGUCUUCAUUCUGUUCAGCACCAAUCCCCUUCAUCUUCCACGGUCUUUCGCCACCUACUUCAACAUUCUGAACUUCUCUCUGUUCGGUAUGAUCAUUGCCCUUCUGGCUAUUCACUUCGUUUAUCGCUACUUCGCCGUCUGCAAGCCGAAAUAUCUUGUGCUCUUUGAAACACCGUAUUAUUUUAUUUUUAUCGUUAUUUUUUUGUGCUUCGGCGCCGAAUGGUUUUGGUCGACGGCACUGCUUGGAGGCGCUCGCGAUGGGAUCUGCGAUUUACAAUUGGAGGAAAUCGCUCAAAUUUACAACAUUGAUAUCAAAAAUAUUGUCUUCACUGGAAUGCGAUACACGACCGCCAAACUCGGCUACACAUCGAUUUGCUGGAACGGUGUCGUUCUGGCUUUGAUCCUUCUUCAGAUCAUUAUCAUCUCUGCCAUUACCGUGUUAUAUUGCGGAAUUCGCACCUAUUUCGAAAUGUCUGUGAAGCGUGCGAGCACCUCCCGUCGGACACUUGAUAUGCAGAGACAGCUGUUCCGAGCCCUCGUGGUCCAAACCAUCAUUCCCGUCAUCCUUCUCUAUGUACCUAUGAUGACUAUCUUCGCCGCACCCAUCUUCCACUGGAAGCUUAACUUCCUUGACGCCUUCGUUUUGAUCUUCAUCAUUCUCUAUCAAAUCCUUGACCCACUAGCCAUUCUCUAUUUGGUUCGCGAUUACCGCAGAGCCAUUAAACACAUGAUUAAUAUCUAUAUUAUCGAUUAUAUGGUUCAAGUCCUUCAGGGUCAUUCGCUUCAAAAUUCCAUUCAACCUCCAACACCAGCAAUUUUUUCAGUUCACAAUCCCGGGAAUACAAUGGGGAUUAUUUAUUGA